AAAAUUUAAGAGCUUCCUCUUUCUUCUAUCGAGCCUUGGUCCUGAGUCUUUCAGCACUAAGCCUAGGAAAUUGAGAGACUUAUACCUGCUGUUCGUCUUUAUUCCUAAGGGUUUCUUUUCCUUGUAAAGCAAUUUCUGUACAACUUCCGUUUCCAGUUGACUCGUUGCCUUGGAAACGAAGAGACACAACAAUUUCGGUAGUUAUGGCGGGCCUGAGCUGUGGGCAGGUCCCUGACGGGGAGUUCACCGCGGUGGUGUACCGACUCAUCCGCGACGCUCGCUACUCGGAAGCUGUGCAGCUGCUGGCCGCUGAGCUGCAGCGCAGCCCAAAGAGCCGCGCGGGUCUGUCGCUACUGGGCUAUUGCUACUACCGCCUGCAGGAGUUCAUGCUAGCCGCAGAGUGCUAUGAGCAGCUGAGUCAGCUGCACCCAGAGCUCGAGCAGUACCGCCUGUACCAGGCCCAGGCCCUGUACAAGGCCUGCCUUUAUCCAGAGGCCACUCGGGUCGCCUUCCUUCUCCUGGAUAACCCGGCCUACCACAGCCAGGUCCUCCGCCUGCAGGCUGCUAUCAAGUACAGCGAGGGUGAUCUGCCAGGGGCCAGGGGCCUCAUAGAGCAGCUGCUGAGUGGGGAAGCAGGAGAAGAGAGUGCAGGAGUGAACGACCACGAUGGCCAGGUCAACCUGGGUUGUUUGCUCUACAAAGAGGGACACUAUGAAGCUGCGUGUUCCAAGUUCUUUGCAGCCCUGCAGGCCUCAGGCUACCAGCCAGACCUUUCCUACAAUCUGGCACUGGCCCAUUACAGCAACAGGCACUAUGGCCCAGCUCAGAAGCAUAUCUCUGACAUAAUUGAGCGGGGCAUCCGCCAGCACCCUGAGCUCGGUGUGGGCAUGACCACUGAGGGCAUAGAUGCUCGCAGUGUCGGCAACACCUCAGUCCUGCACGAGACCGCUCUUGUUGAAGCCUUCAACCUCAAAGCAGCCAUAGAAUACCAGCUGAAAAAUUAUGAGGCCGCUCAGGAAGCCCUCACUGACAUGCCUCCUAGGGCAGAGGAAGAGUUGGACCCUGUGACCCUGCACAACCAGGCCCUCAUGAACAUGGAUACCAGGCCCACAGAAGGAUUUGAGAAGCUACAGUUUUUGCUCCAACAGAACCCCUUUCCCCCAGAGACUUUUGGCAAUCUCCUGCUGCUUUACUGCAAGUAUGAGUAUUUUGACCUGGCAGCAGAUGUUCUGGCAGAAAAUGCCCAUUUGACUUACAAAUUCCUCACACCCUAUCUCUAUGACUUCUUGGAUGCCAUGAUCACUUGUCAGACAGCUCCAGAAGAAGCCUUUGUUAAGCUGGAUGGGCUGGCUGGGAUGCUGACUGAGCAGCUCCGGAAACUCACCAAACAGGUACAGGAAGCAAGACGCAAUAGAGCUGAUGAUACUGUCAUAAAGGCAUUGAAUGAGUAUGACGAAACUCUUGAGAAAUACAUUCCCGUGUUGAUGGUCCAAGCAAAAAUCUACUGGAACCUUGAAAAUUAUCCAAUGGUGGAAAAGAUCUUCCGCAAGUCUGUGGAAUUCUGCAAUGACCAUGAUGUGUGGAGGCUGAAUGUAGCUCAUGUUCUGUUCAUGCAGGAAAACAAAUACAGAGAGGCCAUCGGUUUCUAUGAACCCAUAGUCAAGAAGCAUUACGAUAACAUCCUGAAUGUCAGCGCUAUUGUGUUGGCUAACCUCUGUGUCUCCUACAUCAUGACCAGUCAGAAUGAGGAAGCUGAGGAGCUGAUGAGGAAGAUUGAAAAGGAGGAAGAGCAGCUGUCCUACGUUGACCCAGAAAAGAAAAUCUAUCAUCUCUGCAUUGUGAACUUGGUGAUAGGGACGCUCUAUUGUGCCAAAGGAAAUUAUGACUUUGGCAUUUCUCGAGUCAUCAAGAGCUUGGAACCUUACCAUAAAAAGCUGGGAACUGAUACCUGGUAUUAUGCCAAGAGAUGCUUUCUGUCCUUAUUGGAAAACAUGUCAAAGCACAUGAUAGUGCUUCGUGAUAGUGUUAUUCAGGAAUGUGUGCAGUUUCUAGAACACUGUGAACUUCAUGGCAGAGAUAUACCUGCUGUUAUAGAGCAACCUCUUGAGGAAGAAAGAAUGCACAUUGGAAAGAACACAGUCACAUAUGAGUCCAGGCAGUUGAAAGCUUUGAUUUAUGAGAUUAUAGGAUGGAAUUCGUAGAUAUAGCUGGUUUUGCUUUUUAUCAUAAUGUAAACUUUGUAAAUUUAUGUAAAUUUUGCAGUUUUAUCUGUUUAGCCUUUGGCAUGUUUAUAAUUGUUACAUGUAAAAUUUGUACAUUUUAGCAUUAUAACAAAAAUGUUAGAUAAAACUUGUUUUUGGAAUAUGAAAAAUAUUAAAUAGCCUUGUGCCAAGAAAGAGUUGUAAAAAUUCCAUAAGUAAUGACAGGUGUGUCUAUUAGUAUUUAUGGUAUCUAUUAAUUCUUUUUAAAUUUUGUUUUGAUGUAUAUUAAGGGGCCCUACACAUGUAUUCCUUUAGGAACCAGACACCAACUCCAGAACUCAAAAAUAGUUAAUCUAUAGAACAUGAAAGUUUUUAAUAGUCAUUUCUGGGAGAAUUUGCUUUAGUUUCAUAAUUUAUCCUCAUAAUUGUCUUAAUGUAUAAUGCAUAGUUUUAUAUAGUAUUUAAGAUGUUUUGAUAUUUAAGAUAUUUCUAAUGCUUUAACAAAAAUUCCCCAGGUUAUAAAUGACUUUAAUGUGCAAGAUUCAGUUGAUGAUGAUGUUCACUUAAAAUAUGGUGCUGUGGUAUAGAAGCAAUAAAUAAUUAUCAAAGAAACAAAUUUCCAUGAUUGUUUCUGUUAAUAAUGUGAAUAAAUGAACAAGAUACACUGUUA
Molecule: messenger RNA, 2871 nt
Organism: Cavia porcellus (domestic guinea pig)
Lineage: Eukaryota; Metazoa; Chordata; Mammalia; Rodentia; Caviidae
Product: intraflagellar transport protein 70A2
Exons: 1
Coding region: 204-2201 (665 amino acids)
Biological process (GO): intraciliary transport
Cellular component (GO): intraciliary transport particle B; axonemal microtubule
Molecular function (GO): intraciliary transport particle B binding; protein binding
Source: RefSeq, a predicted model, not a curated record